Cylicocyclus nassatus is the source of this 897-nucleotide messenger RNA. Lineage: Eukaryota; Metazoa; Nematoda; Chromadorea; Rhabditida; Strongylidae. The record is from the annotation of a GenBank genome assembly.
AUGUACUUUCUGCUCAUGCAGCUUUCGUUCGCGAUUGCAGACACUGACAAAUCGUGUCAUGGAAGAAAAAUUGACGCUGGCACAACUGUCGUCCUCUCUUCGGACGAUUACAGAGACAUUUCGACUAGCUCAAGUCCAUGCAAGAUCUCAGUGGAAAGCCUUGCCGGAACCGAUCUGAUGGUGUCGAUCUCCACCACAUCUUCAAUCUCACUCCGACAUCCAGUGAGCUCUGAGGAGCUUACAAUUAAGGACAAGGAGCAAGUACUUGUUGUAAGGCAAGAACCAAAGGUUUACAAGCUCUUCUCUAGUCCGAUUAGCGUUGAGAUACCGUCUGGCUUAAGCUUCAGAGCUGUUAUAGUCGUUUCUGUACUCACUACCUGUGAUCUAAAUACCUUCCAAUGUGGAAGACGCUGCGAUUUUUCAAAAGGAUAUAAUUGCUCUUUCGCUUGCCUGCAGAGAUCCCUACUAUGCGAUUCAGUUGAUAGUUGCGGUAUAGACGAAGCAGAAUGCCACUAUCCAGUCAUUCAAACCGGAUGGCGCCUCCUUUCGAUAUCACAAUAUUCUGACAUCGAGCCGGCUGAUGCUAGUCGGAUUUUUUGUGCUCAAUGGAUCUUUCAUAAAGAUGCCAGCGCUCAGCAGCCUAUGGAACGUUCAGUAUCAUCAGAAAACAAACGAGAGCAACGAGCGUCAAUACUUGCUCGGAUAAAUUUCGAACCGCCGCCGAUUUUGCGAGAAUUCGAACCAGAAGUCGAAGAUCGUAGCGUUGAACCUCCAAAAGAAGAUAUCUGUUGUCUGCCGGCUUAUCAAGAGUAUAAACGUCGCCAAAGCUUGCCGGCUCCGAGGGUUACGGUAUGUGCGGGACGACCAAAAUGGAAAAGGACUUCGGUGGCUCACUGA